Messenger RNA from Teleopsis dalmanni, 663 nucleotides. RefSeq names its product protein AIR2-like. NCBI's taxonomy places the organism in Eukaryota, Metazoa, Arthropoda, Insecta, Diptera, Diopsidae. The record is from RefSeq and is a predicted model, not a curated record. The coding region runs from base 1 to 663 and encodes 220 amino acids. Gene Ontology annotation, molecular function: zinc ion binding; nucleic acid binding. The transcript has a single exon.
AUGGCGGAGAAGAGACAGGAAUAUAAGAAGGGCCAUCAAGUUAAUUUCAACCACGCUGAGUCAGAAUACAGGUCACCGGUGGAUGAUCAGUUGACUUGUACUUUUUGUCGGAAGAAAGGCCACGUAAGGGAGGAAUGUCGUCAACGGAAAAAUACGCCGUAUUGCGUCAACUGCGGAGAUUACGGGCAUGAAAUAGGGCCAAAAUGUGCUAAUAAAGGCGCAUCCAGCGUGAAAACUUGUAGUUUUUGCAAAAAAAUUGGACAUGAGAAAGAGCGUUGUUUUAAAAGACUACAAACGGUGUUCUGCAAGCAGUGCCAAAUUAAAGGUCAUGAGGAAAAUCAGUUUUGUUUUCAGAAAGCGCAACAAGUCGCGCGUCCUCAGAGAGAUGGCAGAAAUUAUCAAAAUACUACUUCGUCUAAUCUGUCAAAUUUCACAACUCGCAAUUCUGGGUUGAGCCAACAACCAAACCGAGGCCCUAAUCAGUAUGAACGAGGAUUUUCAAAUCAAUUUCCACAAUACAGACGUGAGUAUCGGCAACCACAACCUCGUAGGUUUGAGAACCGGCCUCCAAACGGCUACACGUCCUCCAAUGUUUUCAUACCACAAGGAAUACGUGACCCCGAGAUACGACGGGGAACGAUGUCUACAAAUCAGGGAAACUAA